Vigna angularis (adzuki bean) is the source of this 2220-nucleotide messenger RNA. Its product is annotated as phosphatidylinositol/phosphatidylcholine transfer protein SFH3. The transcript has 15 exons. The coding region runs from base 336 to 1739 and encodes 467 amino acids. NCBI's taxonomy places the organism in Eukaryota, Viridiplantae, Streptophyta, Magnoliopsida, Fabales, Fabaceae. The record is from RefSeq and is a predicted model, not a curated record.
GCUUCACUGUCUUUCGCCCGUUUGUCCAAAACUAACUAUUUUCAGCAUGAGGGAUUUAGAUAACCCUCGUCUUCUCUAUAACCCCUUUUUCUUCAUCCUGCUUUCUUCUCUUCCAAGAAGAAUUUCUUCCCAUUCAUCUCUUUCUUCUUUUUUCUUCCUCCCGCACUGUCUCGGCAUCAAUAUUCCUUCUUGCUUUUCACAACUAGCGCGAUUUCACCGGCAGGGCAUUUGGGAUUGUGUUUCUUUCCUUUAAUGCCCUGAGUGAUAUGUACGCUUGAAUCGACUUUCAUUUCAACACCUGCAAGCCCAGAGAAGCUGUCAACUCAAACGACACCAUGUCUGGUUCUUUCAAGCAGAAACUGAGGAAUUCCUUGACGAAAAAGGGUAGGCGAAGCAGCAAGGUCAUGUCCAUUGAAAUUGAGGAUGUCCACGAUGCUGAGGAGUUGAAAAUAGUUGACGAGUUCCGUCAAGCUCUUAUUUUGGACGAACUACUCCCUGCAAAACACGAUGAUUACCAUAUGAUGCUUAGAUUCCUCAAGGCCAGAAAGUUUGAUGUUGAGAAAACAAAGGAAAUGUGGACUGAAAUGCUCAAAUGGAGGAAGGAGUUUGGUGCUGACACUAUUCAGGAGGACUUUGAUUUCAAAGAAAUUGAUGAAGUUUUGCAAUAUUAUCCCCAAGGACACCAUGGAGUGGACAAAGAGGGAAGGCCUGUAUAUAUCGAGAGACUAGGCCAAGUCGAUGCCGGGAAAAUGAUGCAAGUCACAACCAUGGAUCGCUAUAUCAAAUACCAUGUAAAGGAGUUCGAGAGGACAUUUGAUGUGAAGUUUGCAGCUUGUUCGAUUGCUGCAAAAAAGCACAUCGAUCAAAGUACAACUAUCCUCGAUGUGCAGGGAGUGGGGCUUAAAAGCUUCAACAAACAUGCUAGGGAACUCGUUACUCGUCUUCAGAAGAUUGACGGUGAUAACUAUCCUGAGACCUUGAACCGCAUGUUCAUCAUCAAUGCAGGUUCUGGAUUCAGAAUACUGUGGAACACCGUAAAAUCAUUCCUUGAUCCUAAGACCACAGCAAAAAUCAAUGUUCUUGGCAACAAGUUUGACACCAAAUUGCUAGAAAUAAUUGAUGCAAGUGAGUUGCCUGAAUUUUUGGGAGGUACUUGUACUUGUGAAGGAGGCUGUAUGCGCUCUGAUAAGGGCCCAUGGAAGGAUCCAGAAAUACUAAAGAUGGUUCACAGCGGUGCUCACAAAUGCUCAAGAAAGGGUGACUCACACGAGGAAGAGAAAUCAAUCGCUGAGGAACCCGAGACUCCCAAGUUCGAGGCAGCCCCUCAGGUUGCUCCCGUUGCUGAAGUGGUCACUGCUACUAUUGAAGCCCCCAAGCCUGUGGAGUUAGCCCCAGCGGCUGUCGAGAAACCUUGCCAACCUAAUGACGCAGUUGAUCCAACUGCGGCAGCAGCGGCUGCAGCGGCGGCGGCGGCGGCAGCGGCAGCAUCAACAGAGUUUGCGACUGUGAUGAAACGCAUGGCUGAGUUGGAGGAAAAAAUGGUGACCAUGAAUAAGCAGCCUGCAGCCAUGCCACCCGAGAAGGAGAAAAUGCUUAAUGCAACUAUGACUCGGGCCGAUGACUUGGAGCAGCAACUUUUGGCCACCAAGAAGGCUCUGGAGGAUUCACUUGUUAAGCAAGAAGAGCUUUCUGCUUACAUUGAGAAAAAGAAGAAGAAGAAGAGAUUCUACUUCUUUUAAAUAAGCAAAUGAAAUCAGUGGAUGGCCGAAGUGGAGGUCGAGAGAUCAACGGGGAAUUAAGUUUUAGUUUUGUGCCUUUCAGGAAGAUUUUCCAAAUGCCCUCUAACACAAUGUUCCUACAUGAGAACUAGUAAAUUUUCUAAACGACAGAAGAAAAGCAUAUGCUGAAUAUAUGAAUUAUGCUAAUCAGAUUUUGUCUCUAUUAGGAUAGGACUUACUCUCUAUGUAUAGUAUUAUAAGUAUAAUAUAGGGCGGUUAAGGCAGCCCUAUUAUGUCCGUACAGAAUGAAUAAUUGUCUGGUACAAAAUUAGAGAGUAUGUUUGACAUAUGGAUUGAAAAACUAACUCACGAAAACAGCUCCCUUUUCCUGUCGCACUAACGAAGAGAACUAACAAAAGGGCAUCAUAUGCUGGCCUGAACCGGACAUCAAACCAAAACUUUCUACGACCCAUCAAAUUCUUUGCUUUGUCUUCAACUUUAA